AUGUGCAGUAUUAAAAGUGUCCCUGCUGCUGAUGGCGCCGGGCGGGACGCCACAAUCGCCGCCUCAUCGUCCUCUCGACGGCCGACUCGGGCGACAUUCCCGCGACGACCGAAUUUUUUAAAUCUCAAUCUGAAAUUGAAUCCACAGAAGAUGAGGUUCACGGGAUUCGUCGCCACUUCAGCGCCACCGCCAGUAUUAAUGCAGCAGCAGGUGCUGCUGCUACUGUUGGUCGCCGCCGCCGUCGCCACCGCCUCGACCUUCGACACCCUCAUCUCCGACACCAGCGGCACCGAAUUGGUGUCGGACGCCAGCAGUCGCGGCGGCUCGGUGUUGCGCUGCCGCCAGUCCGCCACUCUGUCCAAGAAGACGACUUGGGCGUCCUGCGACGAGAGCUCUUGGCAAGAGCCCGUGCUUUGCGAGUCUGACGGCACCCACCAGGCCCGCUGCGUGGCGGCCGUGGACCUCAGGGACCAUCGCGUGUCCCGGGGCUGCAUGAACCACAAGGACGCCGACUUCCUCUACAUGUACUCGUCGCCCAAGGAGCAGGCGGGCCAGUGUCGAGUGUCGCGAGGCACGGUGUACUGCUUUUGCGACAGUGACGAGUGCAACGACCACCAGCUCAUUGUGAACCACCAGUGUUUCCACUGUGGUCGCAAGGGCCUGGGCCUGCAGGAAUGCGCCACUCGGGCCGGGGUCAUUCACAAGUGCCUGUCGCCGUACGUCUUGUCGCUGGGCAAGAAGACCAUGGGCUACAUGUACUGUGUCAAGGAGAUUGACUACUCCAAAGAUGGCGCUGUGGCAAGGUACUGUGAAGUCCUAGAUUCCCCACCGAGCUCCAACUGCAUGUGGGAGGGUGACGUUUACAAGUGCUACUGCCAGCAAGAAGGUUGCAAUGGCUAUUAGGACUGCACACACUCUCCUACUUGUUUUCUCAUAUAUGAGCAAUAUUCUUUUUGUUAAUCCUUUAUAAUCUUCAUCCUGUGUCCUCUUCUCUUCUUCAUCCAUCAAAUCCACAAGAUCUUUGAGCAGAUAAAACUUUUAAUUCCCUG
Molecule: messenger RNA, 1049 nt
Organism: Notodromas monacha
Lineage: Eukaryota; Metazoa; Arthropoda; Ostracoda; Podocopida; Cyprididae
Source: the annotation of a GenBank genome assembly